Anolis carolinensis (green anole) is the source of this 5601-nucleotide messenger RNA. It is a transcript of the gene togaram1, whose product is annotated as TOG array regulator of axonemal microtubules 1. The record is from RefSeq and is a predicted model, not a curated record. NCBI's taxonomy places the organism in Eukaryota, Metazoa, Chordata, Lepidosauria, Squamata, Anolidae. The coding region runs from base 140 to 4783 and encodes 1547 amino acids. Gene Ontology annotation, cellular component: cytoplasmic microtubule; cilium. The transcript is spliced from 23 exons. Gene Ontology annotation, molecular function: microtubule binding. Gene Ontology annotation, biological process: microtubule cytoskeleton organization.
CGCGCAGGCGCAGUGGGCUGGUUGCCGUGGCGACGGCGAUGUCCCUCUCUCCUUCUCCUCCGCCUCCUCCUCCCGUGCUCUUUUGCGGCCUAGUGGGCCUGUUGGGCCUCGCGGGGUCGGUCUGGCGGGGCGGCGGACCAUGGGCGCCGGGAAGGAGGCGCCGGGGGAUGACGAGGGCGGCGAAGGCGGCGAGGACGAGGAGGAGGACGAGGAGGAAGAAGACGAAGACGAGGAGGGCGAAGACGGCGAGCCAGGACGAGGAGGAGGACGAGCAGGAGGCCGGGGGGAGGGCGGCCCUUCGGCGCUGCGCUUCGGCCUGGUGCCCGCCGAGCUGCACGCGCGGCUGCUGGACCAGCAGGACUACCGGGGCCGCGUGGGCGCCAUGGAGCAGCUCAAGCGCGCGCUCGGGGCCCAGCCUCCGCCUCAGAGAGCCGGAGAGGCCCCCGCCUUGGCCGCCCUGCCCGCCCACAGCCUCCUCGGCCUCCUCGCCCUCCUCCGCGCCCUCCUCGACGACGCCAACUUCAAGGUGGCCCUGGGGGCCCUUGAGGGACUUCGCCUACUGGCCUCUCGCUUGGUAGCAGAAGAAAAGGGACGUAUCGGUAGUGACCCGGGGGUCCGGUGGCUGGAGCCGCUGGUGUCGGCGGCGUCCAAGGUUCUGGGUGACACCAAGCUGGCCAUCCGCCAGGAGUACCACCAGCUCUUCCUGGGCCUGAUGCGAGCCGCCGGGCCUCAGCCGGUUCUGGACCUCCUGCUGCGUGAAGAGCACCUGCGCCACCGCAACUCCCGUGUGCGCGAAGUAGUGCUGGCCCUCUGCAUCGCUGCCCUGCUCACCUUCCCCAGCGAGGACUUUGAUCUGCCCGCCCUGGUGGCCUCGGUUGCUCCGGCCCUGGCCGACCCCAAACGUCGUGUCCGGCACGCUGCUCUCGAGGCUUUUGCUGUCCUGGCCUACGCCUUGGGGCCCGGGCGCAGUGGCCUCCUCUUCCAAGCAGUGGAUGCUGUGGAGCUCCGGGACGACGGGGAAGGUGUGAUGGCUGCCGUCCAGGCCCGCCUGGCCCGCAAGACCCUUCCCAAGCUGACCGAGCACUGGUUUGUGGAUUACGCCGUUCCCCUGCCGCCUUCCUCCUCCUCAUCUUCCUCCGGGCACGGGGGCUUCCGCUUGCCCCACGGGGCUGACACGGACUGGCUAUUGGAGGGGAACCGCAUCCAGAGCGCCCACAGCUGUGCCGGGGAGCCUCCUGCCCCACUUGCGCCAUUCGGGGACCACCAGGGAGGCGUGCGGCGGGUGCUGAGUGCCGGGAAGGGGAAGCUGCCCUGGGAGAGCAGCCAUUCCUGUUUUAUGAAAGGGAGCGAGCAGUUUUCAACCUCAAACAAUUUCCUUCACUCUCCAAAACUGAGGCCUUCUCAAGGGGUGAUGUCUUCUCAUCAGCCCCAUAUUUCUGGAAAAUGCGGGAUCCUUGGCUUCUCUCACACGCGGGGAAAGAGCGGCAGUGUGGAUUCAGAUCUACAGUUCCUAGGGCUGAGUAAUCCCUGGCAGGAUAAAGUGUACGCCAGCCUCAACUUCACCCACAAGCCCCACCAGCGGACCUUCUGCAGCCCCCCUGAGCACGGGGCGCCCGCCUUGAGCCCCCCCACCGGCCAGGGGGCUUUCCUCCUGCCCUCGUAUCCGUUCUCCUCACCCCGGCACAGCCCAAAGCACAGCUCCCCUCCCACGGACGCCCUCAGGAGCUCACAGGACCACCGGGUGAACUUCUCCAACUCCUGGCCUCUGAAGAGCUUCGAAGGACUUCCAAAGCCCACCCCUCAGAAGAAGUUCUCCAGCCCGGGGGCCGGAGAGGACACCGAGGCCAAGUCGCAGGGGACGCCGCCUCCUCCUCCUCCGAUCCAGCUGAAGCCGGCCUUUGUGAGAUCCCCGUCUUCACGGAGGGGCCUGAGUGGGACCAAGCCGGUGCCCCCGAUCCCCAGGGGAGUCAGCCCCUUGCCAGACAGAGAGGAAGGCGGGCGCAAGAGCCGGGAGCCAGAGGACCUGUGGCUGAACGAGCGGAACAGGAAGCUGGCCAUCGACCUCUCGGAGCUGAACGUCAGCGAGAAGGAGCUGGACGAGGAAGAGAUGCAGAGCUCCCUGCGCUCCCUGCGCAACAGUGCUGCCAAGAAGAGGGCCAAGCUGAACGGCAGCGUCUCCGACCUGGAAAGCCCGGACUCGGUGCUGAAGCUGGACCUGGCCUCGGAGUCGCCGUCAUGCCUCUCCUCCCCGAGCACCAGCUCCUACAGCGAGAGCGGGAUCUACAGCCAGGAAUCGGCCUCCUCCCCGCUCUCUGCCGGACCCCCAGGGAUGAGGACCAUGUCUGACGUCUUCCCUCUGCUUGGAGGCAGCUCCCGGCCCACAAAACUUUCACCAACACGAAGCCGAGGUCCUAUCACAGCAGAGAAGAGUCCCAGCCCAGGGAUAUUCUUUCAUGAGAAUUCUCCCUCCGGCGUGAGCGUCAGCAGCAGCCAUCGCGUGACCUGUGGAAAUGGAUCAGGGGACUACGAAGAGGACAGGCCCAAAGCGCCAUCGCCUGCUGCUGUGAGAGGGCUGGGGAAAGAGCACCAGAGGCACAGUAAACCCAUGAAAGGAUUUGCUGGGCCAAUUCAGAGUUUACAGCAGCUGACUAGCCUAGAGUUUGUUUCACCGAGUGCCUUGCCAGAAGACUCUGUUGUCGUUGUUGGAAAAGGGGUGUUUGGCAGCCCACCGUCGGCUCCAUUGAGCUACAGCCCAUCCGUCCUGUUCUCCCUGGAGAACGGAGACGCCCCUUCUUCCUUCAAGCCAAACAUGGAGCCGCUUUCCGGGAUCUACGGGAGAGCUGUCCAGCAGCAGAGCUCUGCACCUUAUUUGGAUGUGGAUAACGAAAGAGACGUGAAAGUUGCCUUAUCGAAAUCUGCCCGGGAGAAGAUGAGACUGAAGAAGAGGGAAGAAAAAGAAUACCGAGAAGUUAGAGACUUGGAAAGAAAGGAACCGAGCCCAUGGGAACUCCUGAAGCCGAACGAACCGGAGAAGAUGGCUGCAGAGAGCAGAAACGCUGCUUUCAGUCCUCUGUUGAAGCGAACAUCAAGUAUUAAAAGGACACAGCCAUCGGUGUUGCUGGACUCGGGAGAAAUGCCUCCAGGGCCCCGGGUGCCGUUCAAGGACCGGACGCUGUGUGUCCUGCACAGUCCAGAGAUCAUGGAGCCCUCGGAGCUGCGCCCCUUCGCCAAGCCAGAGGCGGCCCUUUCGGAAGCCCUGCAAAACCUGGGCGAGGAGGACUGGGAGAAGAAGAUCGAGGGCCUGAACUCCAUCCGGUGCCUCUCCGCUUACCACCCGGAGACACUGGCCGCAAAGCUGCACGAGGCCAGUCUGGCGGUGGUUCAGGAGGUGAAGAACCUGCGUUCGGUGGUCUCCCGGGCUGCCGUGGUUUGCGUAGGGGACUUGUUCAACUACCUGAAGAAGAGCAUGGACCAAGAGCUGGAUAAUACGGUCAAAGUCCUGCUCCACAAGGCUGGGGAGUCCAACACCUUCAUCCGGGAGGACGUGGACCGGGCCCUGAAGGCCAUGGUGAACAACGCGACACCGUCCCGCGCCCUCUCCGCUCUUGUCAGCGGAGGCCAGAGCCACUUGAAUGCAAAUGUGAGGCGAUGCGCUGCGCAACACCUCUCGGACGUGGUGGAGCACAUGGGGCCGGGGCGCAUCCUCUCCGGCCUGAAGGACGUGACAGACAAGAUCUUCUCGGCCGUGACCAAGUUUGUCCAAGACGGAUCUCAGGAAACCAGGUACUACGGGCGGAAGAUGCUUUUCACCUUGAUGACACACGGCGACUUUGAUAAGAUGCUGGAGAAGUACGUGCCACCAAAGGACUUGCCUUACAUCAAGGAGACAGUCAGCAACCUCCGCCAGAAGGGCCUGGGCGAGAUGCCGAUUGUCACUCCGUCGGCCAAGGGGAGGCGUUCGCACAACGGGAACAUGGGCAGUUCGAGGUCCUCCUCGGGGUCACGAGAAGCGCUCCACGCGGGAGACAGGGAGAUCAGAGAAGUACGUGAGAUUUCAAGGAAACUGGCUCCCCGUAAUGCCUUGGAAAGUGCAGAAUACGUGAAGGUUUUGACAAGCUUACUGAAUGCAAAAGACUUCCGGGACCGAAUUAGUGGAAUUCAGCAACUGUUGGCAGACACAGAGAGUAACCAAGACCUUGUUGUUGCCAACAUUGUGAAGAUCUUUGAUGCCUUCAAGUCCCGCUUGCACGACUCGAACAGCAAGGUCAACCUGGUGGCCUUGGAGACGAUGCGGCGCCUGGUCCCGCUGCUGAAGGAGAGGCUGUCCCCCGUCGUCAACAUGCUGAUCCCGGCCCUGGUCGACAACAACCUCAACUCCAAGAACCCCGGGAUCUACGCGGCCGCCACCAGCGUCCUCCAAGCGCUCUGCCUCCACCUGGAUAACUACCUGCUUCUCCAGCCAUUCUGCACAAAGGCCCAGUUUCUGAAUGGGAAAGCCAAGCAGGACAUCACGGAAAAGCUUGCUGAGCUGGUGAUGGAGCUGUACCCGCGGAAGCCUCACGCGGUGGAGCAGAAGGUGCUGGUGGUGCUGUGGCACCUCCUGGGCAACCUCACCAACAGCGGCUCGCUGCCCGGCGCCGGCGGGAACAUCAGGGCGGCCACGGCCAAGCUCUCCAAGGCGCUCUUUGCACAGAUGGGGCCGGGCCUCUUGGCCCACGCCGCCUCCCAGCCGCCCCACAUCAAAAGGACCCUCGAGGAGUUCCUGGAGCAGCAGCCCACUUGACAGCCAACUGGGCCUUUUGACGAUCCUCGAACCCGGAUGAUCCUCGAGCGGCGUUUCCUGAGCUGCGCCUGCACUUUUGAUGCCGAAGCUAACCCGAAGCGAUGUCUUUCAAUGGCCGACCAUCAUGGACUUUUGCCUCUUGGGCUUGAUACCAAAACCAGUGUGGCUCUUUCACAAACCGUGUCUCCUUGGAUUAGGUCCUUCGCCCUGGGCGGCACGGUGCCCUGCGAUGACUAACUAACGAAGAGGACAUUUUGGAAAUAGGAACACUCUUAAUCAUGGAUCGUGUUGUUCAACAUGUCUUCUCACAUAGCCUUAAAAGGGGGGAAAGGGGUGUGUGUAAAAAUAAUAGUCCUCGAGAGACGCAUGGAAGAACAGGGCUCUGUGGCAUUUGUGGAAACGUAACUCAUUCUCGAAGCCAUUCCGCUCUCCUUCGCUUCUGCCGCCCUUGACGUUCUUUGUUCCAUCGCUUGACAGUCGGGCCUGAAAUCCGCACACCGUUGUCAACCUUUUUAACAGGUUCGUGGAGCAUGUCGACCAACAUUUCUAGAAAUGUGGAACCUCAUUUUAAAUCAAUUUCGAUCAAAACACAGAAGUGUCACGCGUUGAAUCUAAGCUUCCAUAUUUUAGUGUGAAAAACUCCUACUGGGUUCUUUCUGUCCGAGAUCUGUAUACAAGUGUUCCCUUCCUUGCCCUGCUGUGCGACCUUCAGCGAUAUAGUGCCAGUUCUUCUUCUGCUCUCAGAAUUCGACACCUUACAAGUACUGUAUUCAUUUUAAAGGAAAAAAAGUUAUAAAAUAAAUGGAUUUAUUUCUGUA